AUGGCAACUUUCUCGAAUGCCUCGGAGGCUUUUUACGAUGAUCUGUCAGGCACAUCUCCAAGGGCAUUUAGGAACCCUCAAAUGGGUCGUCAAGGAAGGUCUGAUGGAUACGGAGGCAUCAACCCUCCCAUGUUCGCCCACGAACCCUCCGUGCCAUCCAUGCGUUUUGAUAACAUGAGGGAUGCCUUUGGAGCUCCGAUGCAAAACCCGAGUGGUGGAAACGUGCACUUCCCCUAUGAUCCAGGAGCUGCGCAAACUUGGGCUUCAGGAGGUGGGCCACCACAAUCUUUCGGCAAUGGAAUGGGAGGCAUGCCUCAGAACUCCAACUAUGGACCCUCCCGCACUGUCAAGCCCAGUCGAGGUCGCGCCGCCAUUUCGAACCUCUGGUAUGAUCAGCCUGGCCAAAUGCAACAACAAUCACAACAUCCUACCAUUGUCGGCCCACGCGGACCACCUUCAAGCCGUAACGACCCUCACGAAGAUGACGACGAAUUGAUCCCGACCGCCAUCGUCAUAAAGAACAUCCCUUUUGCUGUGAAGAAAGAGCAGCUUGUUCAGUUGAUGGUUGACAUGAAUUUACCACUUCCGUACGCGUUCAACUACCACUUUGAUAAUGGUGUCUUCCGUGGCCUAGCAUUUGCCAACUUCACCUCACCUCAGGAGACUGAACAAGUCAUCCAAGCACUCAACCAUAUGGAUCUAAGCGGUCGCAAGUUGAGGGUUGAGUACAAGAAGAUGCUUCCACUUCAAGAGCGGGAGCGCAUUGAACGGGAAAAGCGUGAACGUCGGGGCCAACUGGAGGAACAACAUCGACCAGGGCCACAACAAACCCAGCUUCACAAUCAACUAUCAUUGUCUUCUAUUCCCAGGGACACGCCAUCGCCAUUGUCACAUCGUGGCGGUAAACCCGAUAUUGACAUGAAUGACCCUAAGACGCUGGAGUUCUACACCGACAUGACACUCUUCAAACGGGACACGUCUCGUGAAGUUCUCAUCUUUCCACCAACAUUGGAACCGCAUCAUCGCCGCAUUGUCCAUACUCUCGCCCAUCAUAUGGGUCUGGCGCACUCCUCGCGUGGUAGUGGUGAACAGCGACAGGUUCACAUUCACCGGCCUGGCCCCGGUACCAACAUCAGUCCUCCACUGCCAGGAGCCUUUGGUCCUGAUGGCAUGCGCCAGACUCUCGGACGAUCCUCUACCGCUGACUUCAGCGAGGGCAGACCAUAUGAAGGUCCUGUCUUCAACACACUCCGCGGCCAAGCUUCGGUGGGAUUGUUGGACGUCGAUGCGAACGCCUAUGGUCGCGUUGCAGACAACAACCUCCGAAAUGCCAAGUCGUUUGCCGAUUUGCGAUCCUGGAGCCCUUCCCCUGUACCGUCCUCAGCAAGCUUCCCAGCAGCUCUGCAGACUAACGGAGCCCGCCUUCAGGCACUUAACGACCCAGCCGGUACUAAUGGCACCCCAACUGUGACACCCACCGCGUCCUCUAACCCAGGCCCAGGUGUCAACCGGGAUGAGCCAUUCCUCAUCUCUGGCUUCUCCAACCUCACCAUCAACAACAACGGAAACCAGACAAGCCCACGACGCCAAAGAAGCUUUUUUGGAAAUGGAGCUGAAUGGGAAAAUAAUCAAGGCUACCAAGCUACCGCCCCGAUUGGUAGCAAGCGGACUGUCAGCAUCGGACCUGACAAUGGAUCCCAGAAUGCUAAUCCCAUGCGUCAAUCACGCGGCCCUGGUGCCAAUAACGCCAUUGGCUUCCGUCGCCAGAAUGGACGUGGCAGUGACGAACUGAGAGCGGCCGCUUCUGCGAUCGCCGAAUGA
Molecule: messenger RNA, 1821 nt
Organism: Exophiala viscosa
Lineage: Eukaryota; Fungi; Ascomycota; Eurotiomycetes; Chaetothyriales; Herpotrichiellaceae
Exons: 3
Coding region: 1-1821 (606 amino acids)
Cellular component (GO): nucleus; ribonucleoprotein complex; cytoplasm
Molecular function (GO): mRNA binding
Source: RefSeq, a predicted model, not a curated record